Triticum aestivum (bread wheat) is the source of this 494-nucleotide messenger RNA. RefSeq lists its product as uncharacterized. Bases 72 to 449 code for a protein of 125 amino acids. NCBI's taxonomy places the organism in Eukaryota, Viridiplantae, Streptophyta, Magnoliopsida, Poales, Poaceae. The record is from RefSeq and is a predicted model, not a curated record. The transcript has 2 exons.
GGCCACCACGGCCGGAUUGCCGACGCCUGGCGCUACAGAGCGCCUUGGAGAGGAUAAGGAGGCCGUCCCCGAUGUCGUGGACAAACCCUAGCUGCUUUUCCACUUCCCCUCGCUUGCUCUCCUCUCCACAACACGCGCCCGAGACGCCGUCGCCGCCUCUCGUCGAUCCCGCGGCCACUGGCCUCCCCUCGUCCCGCCAAGAGGUCCAGGAGAACCGUCGUGGUCUACUUCGUCUACCCCGAGCACUGAAUCGAGCAAUGAAGGCCCGUACACUCGCCAUCGACCUCAUCUUCAAUGCGUACAUCGCCGGCGUCCGGCGUCGAUUGCCGCCACUCCGGUCCACCUCCGGCCUCCCCGACCUCGCCUUCGUGCUCACUAUGACGGAGCCCAGGAGUCAGACGACGCCACUGACGACUACUACUACCCGGAGGAUGCCUACUACUACGUGACGGCCGCUGACGACUUGGAGUAGUUAGGAGGCUCCUAGGCAGGAG